UGGCGCUGGCGCCCGGCGCGGGGUCCCGCACGCUGCCAACCUCCCUGGUCCUUUGUGCCCCUGGUGGAUUCAGUGAAGCCGCAGAAGUGUAGGUAGAAUGUGCGGUAAAGGAGCGGAGAACUUGCACCUGCGAGGGAGAAACAAGGCUGCAGCGAGCGCUAGAGGGCUUCGAGUCUGGUUGUCGUCUUGUGUGCGCAAACGAACUCCUCGGGGCAGGGGAGCCAGGUCCUCCUUAUAGCCUGGAAAAAAUGACAGAUUUCGUCGCUGUUUGGGAUGUUGCUUUGAGUGAUGGAGUGCACAAGAUUGAGUUUGAACAUGGGACCACAACAGGCAAACGAGUAGUGUACAUAGAUGGAAAGGAAGAGAUAAGAAAAGAAUGGAUGUUCAAAUUAGUGGGCAAAGAAACCUUCUAUGUUGGAGCUUCAAAGACAAAAGCAACCAUAAAUAUAGAUGCUAUCAGUGGUUUUGCUUAUGAGUAUACUCUGGAAAUUAAUGGGAAAAGCCUCAAGAAGUAUAUGGAAAAUAGAUCAAAAACUACCAAUACAUGGGUAAUGAACUUGGAUGGUGAGGACUUUAGAGUUGUUUUGGAAAAAGACACUAUGGACGUAUGGUGCAAUGGUAAAAAAAUGGAGACAGCGGGUGAGUUUGUAGAUGAUGGGACUGAAACACAUUUCAGCGUUGGGAACCAUGACUGUUAUAUAAAGGCCGUCAGUAGUGGGAAGCGGAAAGAAGGGAUUAUUCAUACUCUCAUUGUGGACAACAGAGAAAUCCCUGAGAUUCUUAAAUGACUUCAUGUUAAUGAAUUUUCAUCUUAAGAAAUAAAGACCAGAAUUUUUUAAUUACUGUGGUAAUUAAAUGUUCCAACAUGUACUUAUCAGUACAUUUAAUCUACAAUAUUUUUAUUUUUUAAUUAAACUGUCAUAAUCCAAGAAUUAGGAAAAACAAACUAUGUACAACAUAAAAGUUAUAACUUAUUAAAAUACUGUGAAAUAUUUAAAACCCGAAGAAAAUGAUAUGGACCAAAUUCAUUAAUGGUGUACACUAAUGACCUUUACUAUAAUAAAUACU
Messenger RNA from Octodon degus (degu), 1068 nucleotides. It is a transcript of the gene Faim, whose product is annotated as Fas apoptotic inhibitory molecule. NCBI's taxonomy places the organism in Eukaryota, Metazoa, Chordata, Mammalia, Rodentia, Octodontidae. The coding region runs from base 249 to 788 and encodes 179 amino acids. The transcript has 5 exons. Gene Ontology annotation, biological process: canonical NF-kappaB signal transduction; negative regulation of extrinsic apoptotic signaling pathway via death domain receptors; positive regulation of neurogenesis. The record is from RefSeq and is a predicted model, not a curated record.